AUGAUUGUUGAGGAAGAAAAGUUGAUGAUUCCUGAAAUUAUUUGGAAAGGCGUUGUCCCUUUCCCAUACAAAAACCGCAAUCAGUACCAUAAAGAAGAAAUUCAGUCCGCAAUAGCUACGAAGGACCUUAAGUGGACUUCACAAAUUGUCCACGGCUUGUUGCUGAGGAAGGCUGAUUCGAAGACAGUUUCCCAAGUCAAUGGGAUAAAAUUCAUCGUUGGCAAUAAGGUGAUCCAAUUCACGACGCAACAAUUUUGCGUUGUCACAGGGCUAAGGUUUGGAAACCUUCCUUUCAUUCCGAUUGCAACUAAUGAGAAUUGCUCAUUGAAAAGGAAUGAAAAACAUGUCCACAUUGACAUGCAGUAUUUGAAAUUAGCGGAAGACCUUGAAGAGUUUGUAAAGUAUCCAUGGGGUGUUGUUUCUUAUGCCAAGACAAAUGUCUCACUUUUGAUGGCACUUUGUGCCGAUUACCAAUGA
This is a messenger RNA of Prunus armeniaca (apricot), 477 nucleotides long. NCBI's taxonomy places the organism in Eukaryota, Viridiplantae, Streptophyta, Magnoliopsida, Rosales, Rosaceae. The record is from the annotation of a GenBank genome assembly.